UGUCGACUCCGCCUUCUCUAAAUAACAAUGUCACCCGCGCGCUCUGAGCCGGCAUCUUCGAUUUGAUCGGAUAAGUCACGUGGGAGAAUACAAAGCAGCUGUUUUGAGACGAGCGACUCUAUUAUAAGCUGAAAUUGGAGAUUGGUUAUCGGUUGUUCGUCGUUUAGUUGAAUUCAUAAAAGUACAAUUCUUAUUAAGCUGCGCAUGGCAAAUUUCUACGAUUUGUUAUUUAUGAAAUAAAGCGAAAAGAUAUAGGGAGCACGUUAUUCCGUUAAAAUAAGCGGGUCUAGGACGAACUGUACUUUGAAAAGAGUAGCUUGGGGUUCCUUAAAUUUCUUAUGUGGUCGUAUUUGCUCCAAAUACGAUCGGAGCUGUGCAUCUAGGAAACUUACUGCAAUGCGUGGAUUGUUUAAUCUUCUGUUGCUGUGAACUUGCAAAGAAUGAUUUAAAAAAACGUAUUACACAGAACCGUGCAUGUGAUUUGCUGAGAGUUUUUAGUAAUGGUUACUAACGGAAUUAUUGUCGCAUCAAAAAUUGACCCCCAGAUAAUUGGAAUCAGAACCAAUACAGCCAAAUUCCAGCCAAGUACUUAAUAUGUGGAUAUGAAUAGUAAAUUUCAUAUGAUUUUUUUCUAGAAAAGUUUUUUUUUGCUUACCCUUGAUUCUGUAUCUGUUCAAUGAAAAUUACACAAUAUGCAUUAAAUAUUAAGAAAUCAAAGACAACCAUUCAUCCUUAAUUACUUUACAGUUUAUGAUGAAGAGAAGGUGAUAGUUUUCUUGGCAGAAAUAUGGUGGGAUAGUAACGGAAUUAAUUUUAGGGAGUAAUUUAGUGGCAAGCAUAGGCAAGCUCAUAAGCUAAAACAAUUGCAUGGCAACUAAAAUCAAAAUAGGUCAAAUAGUAUUUUUCCACUUGAGAAAGAAUAUUCUGUCAGAAUUUAGCUACAAAGUUUUGCAUCAUUUGCAAAAAGAACCAAUGAACUGAUCCUGGAAGAAAUAUACUGAUAUUUAAGGCAAUGAUUAGCAAAUAGAAACUUGGAGGAAUGAUGCAAGCAUAUGAGGAAUUAGAAAAAAAACUACUAUAUGACAAUGGGAAAUGGAAGACAGUAGAUGGAUGACAUCAAAAAGAUAACCUGAAUGUUUCUGAAAGCUCAAAAUUCCUGCUAAAGACAGAUGGAGAGGGCAAGCACUUCUUAUACAGUUUCCAGAAACUGAGCUUGAUGUUAAUGGUGGUACCUAAAAUGUUCUGUCAUUCUAUUGUAUUUCUUCCGUAUGAUGCCUACACUACGAUACAAACCUAUAUGUGUCUACUCAGGAAUAAGCCUGAAUAACACCAGUGGUACUUAUGUUCAGAUUCGCUGAUUGCAUCAUUCUUCAUACGUACAAACAGUAAAUCUCCAGGGCAAAGCUGAAUACUCUUCCUCUACCAACAGAGCAAACUGGAAAAAUAAUUCAGAGGAGGCCUAAAUGCAAGAUAAGAAAAACAAAACCUGUUUAGUGAUCUGUGCACCCAUCUAUGUUUCUUAGUUUUUGAAGUGGGCAUUAACAGAGAGAAAAGAAAAGAAAAGAAAAAAACGAGUUGAACCCUCAGAGGCUGCACAGGAAGGUCUAACCCUUUUCUCUCAGCAGCAAGAGAGUUACUGCUGAACAGUAAAAGCUGUUUCCAAGGAUUACGCUGUGCAUGCUUGUCUGCUUAGUAACAACCCAUUUCCUCAGUCAAGGACUCCUAAGUGACUGCUUUAGAAAGAGAACAGGUAGCAUCAGUUUUGUACAUAACUUCUAUAUAACUGUACCAAGGAAUGUAGCAUCACAGAAGAUUUCUUUUAUAGGAAUUGUUGUCACAAUAAAGCCAGACAUGGCAAGGAACUGCUCUGGUUGUAAAGAAAAAAGGCCUGCACACAGUUUGUGUACUAACUGCAACAAGUGGCUUUGUAGCUUAUGUACUGAAGAACACAGCCAUAGCAAAGAAGCCGGAGGAGAACAUUUUUUGCCAGUCUCCUUGAAGGGGUGUUCAGGAGUUGAAGGGGAAGCCAAUGAAUGUCCCUUGUUUUGUCCAAUGCACAGCCAAGAAAGGCUUAAGCUGUUUUGUGAGACUUGUGACGUCCUUAUCUGUCGCUGUUGCCUCCUGACGGAGCACAAGGAUCACAGAUUCAGGCAUCUUCAAGAAGCUUUGCAAAAUCAAAGGGUUAUCCUGGAAAACAUAACCUGCAAAGUAGAAGAGAAAAAAAAUGUAGUGCAAGUCUCAGCUAAACAUAUUGAAGACAGAUUAUUUGAAGCAAAACACUUGCAACGAAAAGUGGAAAAUCAGAUCAAAAUGGCCAAAAUGGUCCUGAUCAGUGAAAUAAAUAAGCGGACAAAUGUUCUCCUUGAACAAUUGGAGCGGAUCUCCAGUGAAAGGAAGCAAAAAAUGGAACAACAGCUUCAGGGCAUCAUGAUGUUAAACAGACAGUUUGAACAUGUGCAAAACUUUCUUAGCUGGGCAGUAUGCAGUAAAAGCACUGUUCCAUUCCUCUUCAGUAAAGAACUGAUUGUUUUUCAGAUUCAGCGUUUGCUAGAAACCAAUUGUAAUGCAGAUGUGUGUUCUCCUUGGAAGAUCAGAUUUACAUGGGACCCAUCUUUUUGGACUAAACAACUAUCCAAUUUAGGCCACUUGUCAAUGGAAGGGGGGCCAAGCCACCAUUCAGAUGUACCAACCUAUGCAAGUGUACAAGGAAUACAGCCGUCUCUGUAUCACCAUCAUGGCCAUCAUUCUCCAGUGCCACAACAUGACCCACUCAGUAACCAGCCCCACCAAUUUCAGCCUUCUGUCCAUUGCCUGGCACCCAUGUGCUGUGCCCAUUGCCUUAAUAUCCCACAUAUGAACAAAGGGCAGCUCUCUCAUCAAACUGUGAGCCAUCCCCAGCCUUUCCGCCAGCCUUCUGAAUUGCAGCACCACCCGCAGCAUUUCUCUCUGCAGUACAGUUUGCAGCAACAUGAGAGGGAGCAGAGGUGUGUCCCACGCAUGCUGAAAACCAUGCAGCCAUGUGCUGAGCAGAAAUCUCAUCAAGAGCCUGAUAGCCUAACUACCAGGUUGGCCAAGAACUCCCAAGAGCAGCCAAUGCACCAUGCCCUUCCACCUGUUUAUCCCCUUUCAUCACAGGAUGGCCAUCAAAGCCAAGGUAGUCACUCCCAGCAACUCCCUGCACAGUCUUCUCUGCACAGUCCAACGGUGCAGGUUCAAGUUGGUCCCCUCCAGAAGUUAAAGCUGAAUAACUUGCAGCAACAGCAACAGCAGCCAUCACAGCCGCAGCCACCACAACAGGAACAUCCAUUGCCACCCCCACCCCCACUCUCACCGCAGCAGUCGCCUGCAGCAGGCCCAAAUGAGAAGGCUCACGAACAAGUGAUACAACAGAGCUUGGACAUCAUGCACCACCAAUUUGAACUGGAGGAAAUGAAGAAAGAUUUGGAGCUUCUCCUUCAGGCUCAGCAACCAAGCCUGCAGCUCAAUCAGGCCAAGCAGCCUCAGCAUGUUCAGCAAACCAUUGUUGGCCAGAUAAACUACAUUGUCAGGCAGCCAACCACGGUUCAGCAGCAAAACCAAGAAGAAGUGCAGCAAAUUGGUGAAGAUUCUGCUGAAUCAGAAGGUCAAAAGCCAGCACUUCCCCUUGACAGAAAUGCGAUUCCAUCUAUGUCUCAGCCAGUAGAUGAAGCCAUUGUCAACAUGCAAUCUCCAGAGAGUAUGUUGAGUCCAGUCAGAAAGCGGUCAGCUUCAAUGAACAUAGUGGGUUUUCCAAACAUUUUAGAAGUUGAUUUGUCUUCAACAAGGACAUCCAAACAAGCUGAUUCACAGGCAAAAGAAAUCUGCAGUGCAACACCUAGCCUGUCCCAAAGUGUACCAUAUAUCUCUGAAGUGCUUUCUGAACCUGUAUCUACUUACAAUCUAUCUUUGGAUAGAACCAGUACCCUGAGUUCUGAAAAUAUUGAACACUUAGCAAUUGGUGGCAUGCCUUUGGUAAACCCAGUUUGUAAGCUGGAAAAUGAAGAGUUUAGCCAUGUGAGUUAUCCUCUUGGGAGCAAUACUGUCACUGCACAAUCAAAAGACAUGAAUGAAAUGAUUCUUCCUUUACAAAAUAUUCUGGAAGAGCCUAUUAAUCUCUCAGUGAAGAAAACUCAGCCAUGUACCUCUCCUCCCUUACUUAUCAGCAACACAACUUUUAUGCAAUCUGUUAAUCCCAAACCAGGACACACUGAAGAUUGUUCUAACUGUGAAGAAGAACAUUUUGAAAAGGAAAUUAAAAGUAGUCAGAACAACAGAAUUUGUGCCAAAGAGGUGAAAAUCCCUUAUGUGCGAUUGGAACGAUUGAAGAUAUGCACAUCAGAAUCUGGAGAGCUUCCAAUUUUUAAAUUGCAGCCACAAAAAAGUACACAUGAUGGGACAUUUCUGUUGAUUAUUGAAUGUGGUACUCAGUCUUCAAGCAUGGCUAUUAAGGUCAAUCAAGGACAUUCAUCUGAAAGUCUAAAUCCUAAAGUUGGAGAAAACCUGGAGAAAAGCAGGAUCCUCACAAGCCAGCUGACUGAACAGGUGUUACUUCCUUCAGGAGAUCACAGGCUCAGUAAUAACAUGAAGAAAUCUGGGCAUCCUCAGGAAGAUCACCCCAUUGAGAAUGAAGACUUUUGUGCUGUUUGCCUGAAUGGAGGAGAACUUUUGUGUUGUGAUUACUGCCCGAAGGUGUUUCAUCUCUUGUGUCAUGUUCCUGCAUUACUUAGUUUUCCUGUAGGUGAAUGGGUGUGCACACUUUGUCGCAAUGUGGAGAAACCAGAGGUAGUCUAUGAUUGUGAAAACACACGAUUUGACUACAAUACGCUCAUGCGAGCAAGACCAGUUUAUGGCCUUGAUGAAUAUGACCAAAAGAAAUGUGAGAAAUUGGUGCUGUCACUGUUCUGCAAUAGCUUGAGUCUUCCAUUCCAUGAACCGGUCAGUCCCCUGCUGUACAUAAUCCAUCAUUCACAGAAAAGGUUAAUCUUGCCAUUGAGCCAUGCCAACCAAUCUGCCAUCCCAGAAAAAGCUCGCCAUUAUUAUCAGAUUAUCAAGAAGCCCAUGGACUUGUCUAUAAUUCGGAAAAAACUUCAGAAAAAAGACGAACUGCAUUAUACCUCUUCAGAAGAGCUGGUGGCAGAUGUUCGCCUUAUGUUUUGGAACUGUGCAACAUUCAACUAUCCUGAUUCAGAGGUUGCUGAGGCUGGAAGGUGCCUGGAAAUAUUCUUUGAAAGCAAGCUCAAGGAAAUUUAUCCAGAGAGGCAGUUCCCCUUGGUGCAACAAGAUGAUUCUGAUUUAGAAGAUGUGGAGAAUGAGAAUAAUCAAGCAACUCUCAAAGAAUUGCAGUGGCCUUCAUAUAGGCAAGAGUGUAUCCAGCCUAAAAGAAGACGACGACAUGCUGAAAAUGAAAAACCUAAAAGACCCAUGUUUUGGCCAGCAAAAGGUUUCUCUCAAGUAUGACUUCUGGAAUGUUACUUGGUAUGUUAUGAACAACAAUAACAAUCAAAGGAACUGACUUUAUAAGAGGAGAUAGAAAAUAUUUAUUUUGAUGCUUAAUAUGAGCUUCAAAGUGAUUGAUUGACCUUAUUUCUGUGAAGGGAGGAUACAUUCUAAAAAUAUUUUAAAGGGUAGUCUCCAAAUUAUCUGUUAUGUUUAAUUAUUUGUAUUUAAACAGAAGUUUCAAUUAUGAAAUAGAGAUUAGUAAUAAAAAGAUUUGGUGUGCUAUUUUUAAAAUUAUUUUAUAAAUUCUGUUAAUUUAUAGAUUUUUGAUAACAUAGCUACUGGACAGUUUUCUGUAUGCAAGACAUAUUUCCCACUUUGUUAUCCUGGAAAUAAAAUUACUGUUUAACUAUAGACUUCACUCUCUAAGACUAUCUUCUCCUACAUUGAAGAAACUGAAUUCAACCUUGCAAUGCCAUUCUAGGCAUGUGAUGUUGUUGGCUAAGUCGUGGGUGAUUAACUACAUCCUAAGAGGCUAAAUGAAACAGUAGGACUUGGUUUUUUACUUAAUACAAUUCCAGAAUGUGACUCAACAAGAAAAAAAAUGGAAAGCACUUCAUAUAAGAAUAUUACUCCUUAAGAAAUGGGGAGGUUUGAAUACCUUUCUGACACCAAGAACUCACACUACAGAUAUGUUUAGAUUAUCUUAAUUCUUUGUCUGAUUUUACUAUAAAUAGAGAAGAUGUUAUUGGAGCCAAUCAGCAAGUGCGAAUUUCCGUAACUAUGAGGGAUAGAAUAUUUUUGAGGUAGUUUGAAAUAUAUUAGAGUCCUGAUCGUGUUAUGUUCAUAAAGCCACCUAUAUGCCUCAUUGUUAAACCCAAGUGAAUUAUUUAUGUAAUUCAUACAGUUGGUGACUGGAGGUAUGGGUGAUGGAUGUUUUAUCUUCCCCAGUUCUCAUCUCUUAAAGCAAAGGUGCUUUAAGCAAAGAGUAACAAUUUCUCAUAUACGCUAGACCAGGGUCCCCAACCCCCGGUCUGUGGACUGGUACCGGGCUGCGGCAUGCCAGCAACCGGUCCGCACAAACAAGCAAAGUCCCAUCCGUGGGAUGCAGGCAGCACACAAAACCACACACUCUUCGGUCCGUGGAAAAACCUUUCUCCACGGAACCGAUCCCUGGUGCCCAAGAGGUUGGGGACCUCUGCACUAGACAAUACUCUAAAUCAGUGUAUCUCAAUGUUGGUAACUUUAAGAUGUGUGGACUUUCACUUCCAGAAUUCUCCAGUCAGCAAGGAAUUUUAAAGUUGCCAAAGUUGAGAAACACAGCUGUAAAUGAAGACGGCUUUUCAGCACAGACUUUAUGAGUUCAUUCAAUACUGUAUCCAUGAAUGUUUCAGUGGAAGGCAC
Molecule: messenger RNA, 6858 nt
Organism: Crotalus tigris (Tiger rattlesnake)
Lineage: Eukaryota; Metazoa; Chordata; Lepidosauria; Squamata; Viperidae
Gene: TRIM66
Product: tripartite motif containing 66
Exons: 23
Coding region: 1678-5475 (1265 amino acids)
Molecular function (GO): protein binding; zinc ion binding
Source: RefSeq, a predicted model, not a curated record